CGUAAAGCUCUCUGCUUUUGAACGGAAACCUCUCUCGUCGGAAAGCCCAUAAUCAGGAACAUAUACAUAUUUCCGGAGAGGAUAAGAAUUUCGCCGACACGGUUAUUUUCUCCUAAUGGGUGAAUUGAUAAGCAGCGCGGAAGCUAGAAUCCCGGAGGUUGAAGGAUGUUCGGAUCCUGCGAAUGAAUCCUCAUCUCCAACAGCUUCUAUCUUUCAGAGGAAGAUCGAGUUCCAUCCGGCUAGAAAGCCCUCUAAUGGGUUUAGCAAUGCUCAACGUGGGGAUUUUAAAAUCGAGACGCUAAACCCUGGGCCAGAUCCGAAACGGCUGCCCGGAGCUGGUAUGGCUCAGGCCAGCACCGGAAGGAGGAAGGUUGAUGGGUCUGAUUUUUUGAAAGCUGGCUUGGAUCCUGAGCUCAGUUUUAGGAUGACUUUUCGUAAAAUUGGUGCUGGUUUGGAAAAUCUUGGAAACACUUGUUUUCUCAAUUCGGUAUUGCAGUGUCUAACAUACACUGAGCCUUUAGCAGCUUAUCUUCAAAGUGGCAAGCAUCAGAAUUCUUGCCGUAUUGCUGGAUUUUGCGUAUUGUGUGCCAUCCAAAAGCAUGUUAGCCGUGCCCUACAAUCAACUGGGAGAAUAUUGGCCCCAAAAGAUUUAGUCUCAAACCUGCGGUGCAUAUCCCGAAACUUUCGAAAUUGUAGACAGGAAGAUGCUCAUGAAUACAUGGUAAACUUGUUGGAGUCAAUGCAUAAAUGUUGCCUACCAUCAGGAGUGCCAAGUGAAUCCCCCACUGCCUAUGAGAAGAGUUUGGUUCACAAAAUUUUUGGUGGUCGCCUCCGCAGUCAGGUGAAAUGCCUGCAAUGUUCUCACUGCUCCAACACCUAUGAUCCCUUCCUAGAUUUAAGUCUGGAAAUAUUCAAGGCAGAUUCCCUGCACAAAGCACUUGCUAAUUUUACUGCUCAGGAAUUGUUGGAUAGUGGGGAGAGGCAAUAUCAAUGUCAACGCUGCAAGCAGAAAGUCAGGGCUCGCAAACAGCUCACAGUUGACAAGGCACCUUAUGUACUUACCAUCCAUCUAAAGCGUUUUCGUGCACAUGAUCCUGGUCAGAAGAUUGAUAAGAAAGUUCAUUUCGGUCCCACUUUAGAUAUGAAACCUUUUGUCAGUGGUUCCUAUGAAGGAGAUCUGAAGUACACACUUUAUGGUGUUCUUGUUCAUUAUGGAUUGAGCACCCAUUCUGGUCACUAUUAUUGCUAUGUUCGUACAUCAGGUGGCAUGUGGUACUCCCUUGAUGACAACAGGGUUUUCCAAGUCAGUGAAAGGGCAGUUUUAGAACAGAAGGCUUACAUGUUAUUUUAUGUUCGUGAUAGAACAAACAUGGUUCCAAGGAAACCUGUUGAUAUUGUUCAAAAAGAGAACUCAAGGGCAACUCUUGGUGGAAAUAAAAUAUGUUCAACUUUCAACCAGAAUCCUAAGGAACACGUACAAAAUGGUCAGAAUGAAAAUAUACAUGACCCAGGUUCUGCUGCUUUGAAUCAAAAGGAAAUGGUUAGUGUUGGUGAGUUGAAGAGGACACAUGCAAAAGACGAAGCUUCAUCUCAGCAGAAUGAUGGUCAGGUUGUGACCAAUUGCUCCACACCUAUACAGAAGAACCCCUCACAAGCACAAUCUCCUGUGAAACCAAUUAAUGAAAACCGGGAUCUAGCAGCUCUAAGUGCAAAAAGGAAUGAUGGCACUUCUGGUGCUAAAGUCAGUGACUGCAAUGAGAUAAGAAGGUUUGAUAGAGAUUUUGGAGUCUCUGUCAACAAAUCAUCCAAUUCUAGCACUUGCCAAACAAUAGCCACUAAUAAGAUUGUGGAAGAAGGGACCUCACAUAAGAUGAAUCUUGUUUCAGAUGUUGGGGAUUCAAGUAUUGUACCAUCUGGAGAUUCUAGUGAUAAGGCAGAUGGGAUUCAAGAUAAAGCUUCAUCUGGUGAUUCUAGUGACAAAAUAUUUGAGAAAGCUGAUGCAGUAAAGUGUCCAAUGAAGAAGCCAUGCUGUGAGAAGAAUCAGGCCAGAGAGGCCUCUAAUGAUAAUGGUACAGAUAAUUCACCAAGUGAAAAGGGACAUGAUAAUGAUGAAAAGAUGGCAGAAUUGUCAACCAUUUCUGGCAUACCAAAUGGAUUUUUAGAGAUUAGAGCUACAGAUUGUGCAUCCCAAAGAAAAUCAAAGAGGAAGCUUCUGAGGUGUCAAGUUAAAGGCCUUCAUCAUAUCGGUUUAAAAUUUUUCAGGGGAUCCUUAGGCCUACGCAAGAAAAAACACAAAAGGAGUAAACACCACAAGUUCGAUAGGCUUAACCUUUCUACUGAACUUUUACUGGAUAAGGAUUGUUUAUCAACAGAUCUAGGGCCUUCCACAUCUGAGAAAUCCAGCAGAAUUACCUUUGCUUCCUCUAGUUCCAGGAGGAAAAAGGCAGCUAAUAAUACUGAUAAGAUGAAUGUUGGAAAUGUAAAUGUUUGUUCUGUGAUGACUGCUAUAGAGAGAGAAUUCAAAGAGAGGAUUUGUCAGAAUGGAUCUGUUCUUGCAACUGAUCAGCAGGUGAAGAGUUCUGAUUCAAUUUCAGAAGCACACCUGCAUCAUGCUAGACAAACUUAUUGUCCAAAAAAUAGCAAACUGGAUGCAUCACAGGCCAGGAUGAUACAGCUGCCUUCACAAGGUCUCGAUGAGACACCUGUUGGUCGAUGGGAUGACUUGGACAUGCCUACUCCAACUUUGGAAACAGACAGUUCUGUGGGUAUCACCAUUGGUUACAUAGGAGAUGAAUGGGAUGAAGAAUAUGACCAGGGUAAGAGGAAAAAACUAAGGCGCCAUAGGCACGAGUUUGGUGGACGAAAUCCUUUCCAAGAAGUUGCCUCCAGGAAAUUACAUUUUAAGAAUGCAAGGAGGGCAUUUAAGAAGACAAAGAAACAUCGUUCAAGCUCUUUCAGGAUAUGAAGCCAUCCAUUACACUAGAGCAAUUUUGACCUGUCUGCCUACUACCUUAAUGUUUGUGCUAUCUGGCUGAAGUUGUAACCAGUGAUAGCUCUAUGGGAAAAACCCAAAAUUUAGACGAUUUGAUAUAAUUUUCUUCUCUCUUUCUCUUUCUGUAAUUUUCGAUUUUAGGAUUUGUUAACUAGGGAAAGAGAGACAUUGACACUAUUGGUGUAAUAGCUUAUGUUAAGAUUAUUUGUGAUCUUAAUAAGACUGAAGUAUCCAAGAUUGAAGAUAUUUA
Rubroshorea leprosula is the source of this 3242-nucleotide messenger RNA. The record is from the annotation of a GenBank genome assembly. NCBI's taxonomy places the organism in Eukaryota, Viridiplantae, Streptophyta, Magnoliopsida, Malvales, Dipterocarpaceae.